Molecule: messenger RNA, 1857 nt
Organism: Beauveria bassiana ARSEF 2860
Lineage: Eukaryota; Fungi; Ascomycota; Sordariomycetes; Hypocreales; Cordycipitaceae
Product: 30 kDa heat shock protein
Exons: 1
Coding region: 1-1857 (618 amino acids)
Cellular component (GO): nucleus
Source: RefSeq, a predicted model, not a curated record
AUGUCGAGACUAAAAGACCAUUACGCACAACAUGAUGAACAUGACGAGCUCGCCGAGCUGGAGCCAGAGUCCCUGAAGACAUGUUCGGAAACACCCACGACUCCCAUGCGCAGGAGAGAACUCAUGCCACGGUCUGCGGCACAACCGUCUACACGCAGAGUUCGUCGAUUGAAUGGCGAGAGACUCGCUGCCGCCAACCCUCUGUUUCAGCCGUGGACUGCCGAGAGCUCCAAGAAAGUCCUAGAGUUUUCCAAGAAUAUAUCCCCUCGCAAGACCGAUUCGAGAACGAAACCUAGAUCUGAAUCAGUGACUGGAGAAGCUUUUCUAGUCAAUAGAAAACAUACACGACAAGGCGCCAACACCACAGUCGUGAAGUCCAUGCUCCCGAGUGCCGCGUUUCCCGAUAUCGAUUCGUCCUCAUCAUCAGUUUCCGACAUGGACAUCGGCGAUGUCACACUCCCCGCCAGUCUCCAGCUUGCGAACCAACCCACCGAGUCCUCCCACCGUAUAGCUCGUUUGAGGCCAGACACUUGCAUCACGAUAUUAGAAGACAGCAUUUUCGCCGAGACGGCCAGCCCCGAGACCGAGGCACAAAUCACACAAGUCGAAGGUGGUACCGGCGGAGAAGCAGUCCUAAUGCAGAGCGAGCCCUUGCCACUUACAACCAGAAGUGUCAACGUCCGCCAGCAAAGCGACGAUACGAUCGAUCGGCAACUCAUGCACGCACGAGCCCACGUCCCGCAGCCAAUCGAUAAAGAGCAUCUGAAUGCAACGAACAAAGCGACUAUUAAUGAAUUCGAAUUGACAGAGCAGCUGGUUGAUGAACAGCUAUGGGGCAAUGGACUUGGCCAUGACGGCGAGAUCUCUGAUGCCAGAGUGACGGUUCCAUGGGACCCCCUCCAAUCUCCUCGGAAAACAUUUGGCAUCCCACAAAGACCACAUACUCCUACAAAGGACGAAUUCUGGAGGCAGAGUCUGGUCGACUGCUGGAAUGAUGAACAAAGCCCCCGCAAAGCUGUCGAAGCAGCGAUGCGGUCGCCAAUCAAGCAGUCUAUCCCGACAAAAUCUAGCAAAUCUUCCUUCGAAGCCGCAAGGGCUAAGCUGGCUGUCGAGUUCCUAAACGAGCUGGACAACAAGAUUACGGAUGGCAAGAUCGCCCAGCUUUCCAAGUCGACAGGAGGAGUCAAGAUUGAAUGGUCGAAGAACCUCAACACAACGGCCGGGCGCGCAAACUGGAGAAAAGAGACUAUUCGUACCAUCCCUUCUGACGGAUCCGACGCUACUAUCACCUAUCAUCAUCAUGCAUCUAUUGAGCUUGCAGAGAAGGUCAUUGAUGAUGAAAGCAGGCUCUUGAACGUGCUGGCUCAUGAAUUCUGCCACCUUGCCAACUUCAUGAUCAGCAGCGUGACGGACAAGCCGCAUGGUAAAGAUUUCAAGCUCUGGGCAGCAAAGUGUUCGCGAACGUUUGCCAGUCGGGGGAUCAAAGUCACAACGAAGCACAAUUACGAGAUUGACUUCAAGUACGUGUGGCAGUGUGAAGGUUGCUCAUACACCUAUAAACGGCAUUCAAAAAGCAUUAACCCAGAGAAACAUCGGUGCAGUGGGUGCAAAGGCAAUCUCACACAAAUCAAGCCUGUCCCCAGAAUUGGCGGAAAACCUAGCGAGUAUCAACUGUUCAUUAAAGAGGAAAUGAAAUCCCUGAAGCGAGACAACCCCGGAAGCCCUCAGACAGUCAUCAUGAAAAUGGCAGCAGGAAAAUGGGCCGACAGAUUGAAUUCGACACGGCAACAGCACGCACAAGAAGACGUUGGUGAUAUUACCGCCAAGCUACAUGGUCUCGGCUUGGGAGAGAAAUGA